This is a messenger RNA of Morchella importuna, 3213 nucleotides long. RefSeq lists its product as uncharacterized. Bases 1 to 3213 code for a protein of 1070 amino acids. The record is from RefSeq and is a predicted model, not a curated record. Gene Ontology annotation, molecular function: nucleic acid binding; zinc ion binding. Lineage: Eukaryota; Fungi; Ascomycota; Pezizomycetes; Pezizales; Morchellaceae. The transcript has 3 exons.
AUGCCCACCCCCGCCCGCUUCCGCCCACAGCAGGACCACCGUGCGCCCGCUAUACCCCGAGCCACACCUGGGCGAAUCCGCCGCUACCGCACCGCGGGCGGCUACAUGCCCCGCCGGCAGGCCCACCCGGACGAAGACUCAGAUGGCAACGGUAGCGAAGAAACAAUCGGCGAAUACACCGAAGAAUACACCGACGACGACGACGACGACGACGACGAUGAUGGCGACCCCUCUCCGUACUCUGCCCGCUCCAACGGCGUCCUUCUGGCUUCUUCUUCUUUCUCUACCCAUUCCGGAUCCCCUUCUGCUGCAGCGGAACCACGUCUACUCCGCGCACGACUGCCGCGAUGGUUCGUAGGAGACGCCGCCGGCUAUCGCUAUCGCGCUUCGGCUCCCCCGGCCUCAGCUCCUCCUCCCGCCGCAGUUCCAGCCUCAGCUCCCCCAGCCCCAGCACUUCCCGCACCAGGCACUGUCUACGGUAAUCCCGCGCAAGGCCGCCCAGCCUACGGCAAUCCCACGCCUGGACCACCCGGCCCAGCACCUCCCGCACCAGGUCGCCCCGACUACGGCCACCCGGCACCAGGCCGUGUCUAUGGCCAUCCCGCGCCCUCCCCACCCCCUCCCCCCCCGGCAUCAACAACCUCCUCCACCCCCUCCGCCCGGCCCCCGCCAAAGAAGGACCGCCCAGCACCAUCCUACAUGCCGCUGUGGACCUGCGCGCCGUGCGCUGACACCAUGUCUGUGUUUGCGCGCGACGAGCACUGCCGCACGAGGGCGCAUGGGAGGGCUGUGAUGAGGGCGGGGGAGAGUGCGGCGUAUGUGCCCCCCAUGCGGCGAGCCGCCGCUCCCGUCGCCGUGUCGGAGAGUGCUGCGUCCAGUGCGGGGAGUGUGUAUGCCGGGGGUGGGGCUGAGACGAACCACCACCCGAUCCCGAGGCCGGAACAGGGGCGUGGGCAGCGGGCAUAUGUACCCCCUAUGCGGCGCACGUCCAUUCCCGCGCGGCCCCCCGUCUCCGUCUCAGCAUCGGAGAGCGCUGCGUCUGGUGGCGGGAGUGUGUACACCGGGGCUGGGGCUGGGGCUGGGGCUGGGGCUAAGAAGAACCACCAUCCGAUCUUGAGGCUGGAACAGCAACAUGAGCAGCGGGCGUAUGUACCCCCCAUGCUGCGCGCCGCCGUUCCCGCCCAGGUGUCGGAGAGUGCGGGGAGUGUGGCUGGGGCUGGGGCUGAGACGGACCGCCAGCGCGUCGCGAGGCUGGAGCGUGACCAGCGGGCACACGCCCGUAACUUGCGGCGCGCCGCCAAUGCCCUUACCCAGGCCACCGUGGCCGUUUUCGAGAGUGUAGGGAGUGGGCAGGGUGCGGACAGUGGGGAGAGUGUGUACUCCUCCUCAUCCUCCGACUCCGACUCCGACUCCGACUCCGACAACUCCAACCCCGCACCCACACCCCAACAGCAGCAGGUAAUGUUCUACUGCGGCCUCUGCGCCGCCGAGUUCCCCGUCCACGAGGUUUCCGGCCACGACAGUGGCGGCCGGGGCGGGGCGGAGGAGGUGGGCGUGUAUAUGUGUGUGCUCUGCGCGCAGCGCGUCCACAUCGCUGGGCGGGAGGCGCAUGCAAGGGGUGCUGCGCAUCGGGAGAUGGAGCAGCUUUACGGCGGUGGUGGUGGGGGGAAGGCGGGGGAUGUGCGGUGGGCGAGGAAGAAUGGGGAGGUGGGGAAGAGGGAGGCGCGAUUCUGGGGUAUUACUGCCGACGCGGCACCGGACUCGGUUAGCGCAUGGCCGAGCUUCCAUCGAGGCGGGAAUACACGGAAGGCGAGGAAGACGGCGGGAGCACCGAAGGCCCGGGAGGAGCGGCAGGUGAACGGCGGCGUGGUGAAGGUUGAGUGGAGGUGGCUCUGGCGAUGGGGGGCGGCGGAGAAGAAGGAGGAGGAGGAGCAGGUGGACGAUGCGGCGCGUGUGGCGGCUUUGGUGCGCUGGCUGGGUGGUUUGGGGGUAAAGAAGGGCGACAUAGAAGCGGGCGCCCCCCGCCCUCUGGAGAACCUGCGCGGGGGCACACGGAAGGAGCGGAAGAUGGCGAGGGACUUGGCGGAGGCGCAGAAGCGGCGGAAGGAGCGGGAGGCGGACGGAGGUGAGGUCAAGUGUGAGUGGAAGUGUGAUGUGUGUGAGGAGCCGUUGCUGGGGGAGGAGCUGGUGAGCCAUAAGGCGUGGCACUGCCGGGGUGGUCCGGGUGGGGGUUCGAAGGUCGAGAAGGGGGGCGAGGCGGGACAGCAGCCGCCGCCGUGGAAGGCGAGGUGGCGGAAGGAGAAGGAGAAGGAGAGAGAGGAAGAGGAGGAUGUUGUUGUGCCUGCACCACCGCCACUGCCACGGUGGCGCCCAUCGUCCUCAACGACUAUGCCUGCGCGGGAGCCACAGUCACAACAACAACCACAACGAGCACAAGCACCUUCACCGCCGGCGACUGCCACCCCCGCUCUACAACCAGAAGUAGCACCACCGCCGCGGACAGCCCCGCCACCACCACAACCCCAGCCGCCAACCUACUCCACCGCCAUCACCACCGCCACCGCCCCCACCGCCCUCCCAACAACCUUCUUCUGCGCCCCCUGCAACAAAACCCUCCCCCCCGCCAACCGCACCACCCAUCUCGCCUCGCGCAAGCACCUCCAGAACACACAAUCCACUCCCCAAUUCUUCACCCCCCCCACUCCACAACUCUUCACUCCACAUCUCCCAGCACCGACAUUCAUCCCUCCUCCCCCGGCGCCCCCACCACCCCCAGACCUACCAUACGAAACAUACCUCUGCGAGCAAUGCAACAAAUGGUUUGGCGUCAGCGGCCGCAGCGGACACGAGGCGGCCGAGAAGCAUAAGAAGCGCGCGGCGGCGUGGGCGGCGAGGAUGCGUGAGGUGCACGGGCCGGGGUGGGGGCCGCCUACUCCUCCUACACCACCGGCGGCAGAGGAGCCGUGUGCCGUACCAUCUGCAGCACAGUCUGCGGCACCAUCAGCGGUACCCUCCGCAGCGCCAUCAGCGGUAGAAACCUUCUUCUGCACCCCUUGCAACAAAAGCUUUGCCCUCCUCGGUCGCGCAGGCCACCUCAACGGCCAGAAACACACCAAGAAGGCAGCCGCCAUCGCCGGGGAAGCGGAGAGAAGGAGGCAACAACAACAGCAGCAGCAUCACACCCAACCGGAGCAGCACCGACACUACCACUAA